UACCGAAUCAGCAGCGUCAGUCGGGAAUCAGCCGUAUAAAACGAGCCGCGGCCUAGAGACGAGCUUCAUGUACCUCGUUCCUAAUCGGUCAUCCUUUUAGCCUCACUUUUGCAACGUUUGAAAUAGUUAUAAAAUUUCACGGAUUUUGAUUGUUUUGUGCUCCACCUGACAUUUUUACUGUCUUAACCGCGUGAUAAAGUCCGAAUUUUAAUACACUCCCUUUUGAUAUUUUUGUAUUGUCAGUUCCCUCAUGUUAAUUCCAGAGUCCACACUGAUCUGUUAGUCGAUACGUUGGUCAAAAUUCAGCCGAAACUUUGAAUCAUUUAUUGAGUUUGUCUAUCACAGUUGAAAUCAGGGUCUAAUAUAACUGGUGCUAGUGACCUGAUUGAUUUCAAACAAUUUCAGAUGGCUUGCAAGAUUGUUCUCUUGGGUAUCAUCGGAGUUGCCGCUUCCACCACUCAUCGAAAAGUCAUGAUCCGGAUGCCAAAACAAAUGAAGAAUACAGAGAUGAAGGAGGCAAUGUCUAAUGACCCACAAAUGCCCACAAUGAGUCAACCGAAAGACCAGAGUCCAGAACAAAGCAGAGUUGCGGUAGGAAACGAAGACACAGGAAAAGGAAAAGGGGAGUACUUCAUGGAUGUGUAUUCUCUUGAGACUGGCCCGGAGCAGCUAGAAUUCGGGCAUGUCUUGGAAGAUCCGAAUGAAUGGGAGCAACGCUAUGAGCGAAAAGACCAUGAAAAUAACAGAUUUCAAGGAAAGGUGAGAUGGGGUGACAAACGAGGAAGCUACGGCGAACACUACUGGGACUUUAAUCAUGGUGGCCAUGACAAAGAACAACCGGGGAUGGCCUCAGAGUCGCAAAAGGAACCGCAGAUGAUGAAGAUGAGUGAAACGAAGAGGAGCCAUGACUACGCCAUGCCGCAACCUUCAACCAAAAACCACCGAAUGAACCAGAGAGCGGCCACGGUAAAACCCGAUGUCAACGAGCGCGUCAAGCGCCACAAAAAAAUCCAACUCCCGAAAUUGGUGUUCGACACCGAGACAUGGACGGUCAUCGAUGAGAAUACCGACCAACACUUCUUUCUGCAACCUAUCGUGAAUCCAUAGUUCCUUGAAUCAAUGCUCAACGAGAGAUUCCCACUUGAAUUAAAAUGCGGUACUUCCAUUAGAUAUUUUCCGGGAAGAAAUUCUAGUCGCUUAAAAAGUAAUUUAUUUAAAAUAAACUAGAAUCGAUUUCUAGGAUUUUUUCCCCCCAAUUUGAAAGUUACUUAGAAGUGUUCCUUAGUUAAACUUUUUAUUGACGUCGAAUGAUAGGGAGGCGGGGAAAAGAUUCAGUUGAAUUCAAAGAAGGAUAACCUAACUCAUAAUAACUUUAUCGUUGUAUUUGUUGUCAAAACAUCUGGCCAAAUUAAUACAGCCAUUUCUUCUGAUUUCGUAAUGUUCUAAUUUUCUAAUUUUAACCGUUUGUUCAGUUUCUCUGAAGUUGCGAAGAAGGACCCCUCUUAAGAUUCAGCCCAAUGUCAUUGAAAACUCGUCAACAUUUGCUUACAAACGCGGAUCCACAUACCUCUAACGAAGGGGGUGGAAAGGGGAUCCGGGGGGACUUUCCUCCGAAAAUUGAAGAAAUUUUAAAGUAUUUAACGUGCAAUUUGAGUCCAUUUCGUCAUGAAUUAUUUCCAAAUAUAAGAGUCCUUCCCUCCUCUUUCGUCCGUUUCUUCCCUUUUUCUUGUAUCUUCCGUCCCUUUUUCUUCCUCCUUUUUUCUGGCCAAACGGGAUGACGUACAUCCCCUACGCCUCCCCCUCCCCCGGUCCACCUACGGUCACUCGAUAUGAUUAAAAUUAUUUAGUUUGAUGACAAAUUAUUAUCGAUUGGGAUACAUGAAUUUUAGUAUUUUGAACCUAAGAUUGAUUUAGUGCAAUUAUUUAGGGUUGAAAAUUGUAACCUGCGGGACGUCAUAAAUUUCCCCUUAAUUUAUAAUUUCAUCAAAAUCCGUUGAUUGUAGCUAUGCUCUUGAUGGAUGAGAAACAAUAACAAUAGAAUAAUUAUUAAUAAGCCAAUAAUUGUUGGAAUUUUAUUCAUUCAAGCUAUCUAGACGGUAUACUUUUUUGACUUUUCUAUAAUGUUUUUAUUGUUCAGGAAGGACACCGUUUACUUUUGUAUUGAACUGAAUUAGCACCUCAACGCCAUGAAAAAUGUGUCAAAACAGACUAUUUCUUUUGCCUAUAAAAUAUAAGCUCAUAUAUAACUUAUAUAAAAUAAAAGUUAAAUGCCUUACAGACUAUAGCCAUCCUUCAUCAUAUGUCAUAAAAAGAAAUAAUAUAAGCUCAGUUUAUCCAAAUAAAUUUUCCAGCCAUUUUUGAAAUUUUGGUCGCGUAUUUUUGUAAUUCUAUUCUUAAUAAAAUGGUUCUUUCAUUAAAGA
This is a messenger RNA of Bemisia tabaci, 2420 nucleotides long. RefSeq lists its product as uncharacterized. Lineage: Eukaryota; Metazoa; Arthropoda; Insecta; Hemiptera; Aleyrodidae. The record is from RefSeq and is a predicted model, not a curated record.